Messenger RNA from Eublepharis macularius, 3900 nucleotides. RefSeq names its product cystathionine gamma-lyase-like. NCBI's taxonomy places the organism in Eukaryota, Metazoa, Chordata, Lepidosauria, Squamata, Eublepharidae. The record is from RefSeq and is a predicted model, not a curated record. Gene Ontology annotation, cellular component: cytoplasm. Bases 188 to 1405 code for a protein of 405 amino acids. Gene Ontology annotation, biological process: transsulfuration. Gene Ontology annotation, molecular function: pyridoxal phosphate binding; cystathionine gamma-lyase activity. The transcript is spliced from 12 exons.
GCCGGGGCGGUGCUUGACUGCCUGCCUUAAGGCAGCUGUCCCUGCCAGCCACGCCAGAGCCGGUGAAGGCGCAACGAGCUGUGACUUUGCAUCAGCAGUAGCGCCGGCGAUCUUCCCCUAGCCGCUGCCUGCCUGCCGUCUGUGAAUCCCGAGGGAGUUGUUUGCCGCUGUGCCCCUUGAGAGCCCGAUGGAAAAGGCAGAGGAGAGGCGCCCUGGCUUCUUGCCGCCCUUCAAGCACUUCGCGACGCAGGCCAUCCACGUGGGGCAGGAACCCGAACAAUGGAAGUCCAUGGCCGUGGUGCCCCCCAUUUCCCUCUCAACCACGUUCAAGCAGCAGGCGCCGGGAGAGCACUGUGGUUUUGAGUACAGCCGUUGUGGAAAUCCUACUCGAGAUUGCUUGGAAAAGGCUGUGGCAGUGCUGGAUGGUGCAAAGUAUUGUUUAGCGUUUGCUUCUGGGUUAGCAGCUACACUGAAUAUUGUACAUCUGUUAAAAACUGGAGAUACUAUUAUUUGCACAGAUGAUGUCUAUGGAGGUACCAACAGAUAUUUCCGGAGGAUAGCAUCAGAGAUGGGUUUGAAGGCCAUUUUUGUUGAUUGUACCAAACUGGAAUGUCUCAAAGCUGCAAUCACACCAGAGACUAAGCUUGUCUGGAUUGAAACUCCCACAAAUCCAAUGAUGAAAGUGAUUGAUAUUCAAGGGUGUGCAGAUAUUGUCCAUCAGCAUAAAGGCAUUCUCUUAGCGGUUGACAAUACUUUUAUGUCUGCAUAUUUCCAGCGUCCUUUGUCUCUGGGGGCAGACAUCUGUAUGUACUCAGCAACUAAGUACAUGAACGGUCACAGUGAUGUUGUAAUGGGACUGGUGUCAGUAAAUGACAAUGAUCUCUAUGAGAGGCUCAAAUUUUUACAAUACUCCCUUGGAGCAGUUCCAUCCCCUUUUGAUGCCUAUCUUUGCAAUCGGGGCUUAAAGACACUGUCAAUCCGCAUGAAACAACAUUUCCGCAAUGCACUGGUGAUUGCUCGAUACCUUGAGUCAGAUCCCAGGGUGGAAAGGGUCCUUUUCCCUGGAUUGGCCUCACACCCACAAUAUGAGCUGGUGAAGCGUCAGUGCACAGGCUGCCCAGGAAUGAUUUCCUUCUACAUAAAAGGGAACCUUGAACAUGCCACCACCUUUCUCAAAAACUUAAAGCUUUUUACACUGGCUGAAAGUCUGGGAGGAUAUGAAAGUCUGGCAGAGCAUCCUGCCAUCAUGACUCAUGCGUCUGUUCCAAAGGCAGAAAGAGAAGCCCUUGGAAUCUCUGAUACGUUAAUCCGCAUGUCUAUUGGCUUAGAAGACUCGGAAGAUUUACUGGAAGAUCUAGACCAAGCUCUGAAAGCAGCAUUUCCUGAUUAUAAAGUCCGCAAUUAGGAGACUCCAUUCCUGUGCCUCUGUAGUAUAAGGAAAAUGAACCGAUAAUCUGUGCUACUCACGAAUUUUCUGUGAUUCAAUUUCUUCGAAAUGACCAUUUAUCUUCAAUGUUUUGAAAGCAAGCCAACUUUAAGCGGGACCCUUUGGACAUCAUCCCAUUGACUAAGCCUAUGCCUUCUAUCAGCGUCUUGUUCUUGGAGCUAAAACAAAAAAGGUCACCAUUCUUUCCAGAAGUGAAUCUGAGGUGACUGUGAUUCACACUUGGAACAGGGCAUCUAGUAAUGUCUGAAGAUAUUUAAAAUAGUUCGUCAUAUCUGACCGUGCUAAAAGGAUAUCACUAUGAUAUCCUUUUGUUCAUUCUGCUCCUCCUUGUCAGGUUGUUGAAUUUUUAAAAAAAUGUUCAGAGCUGCUUCAGAUGCAAAAGGUGAUGUCAGAUAAGUUCCUUUGUUGUUGUUAUUUCUCUCUUUUGUGCAAUCUUGAAAAAUGAAGCAAAAUCAGUUGCAUGGUACUGUAUGCGUUGGCCUGGGAUCAAACUUUUAUAAGCAGAAGGAGCUCAUGUAAUUUUCAGCUUUCCUGCCUUCUCCUCGCAGACCCCCUCCUGAAAAUCCUCUGAGGCCCAUUCCACAUGGCACACUUUAAGCACACAAUACUGAGUAUUCACUCUGAUCAAUGGUGAAUUGGUAUGGGCUCGUAGCAUUCUGCACUGCACGACCUCGAGGUGAUUUAGUGUCUGCUUUCUUAUUCCAGACAAGUUGAGAAGUGUUUGUUUCAAGCUGCCUUUUAUGCUGGCUGGAGCUGAUGUCAUGUUUUUUUUUUUUUAUUUCAGAGCAUGCGUAGUAACAUUGCAUCAGAGCUCAGUUUGUUCACCACCACCUCCUUCUCUAUGUCCGUGUAUUUGCUGAUUGGGCAGUCUUGUGCCCACCAGUUUUUAAUUUUCAAACAUGAGCCCCAGUUGUCAAGAAAGGAAAUAAAAAGUAAACCCAAGAAGUAAUCAGUGGGUAAUAUGGAUUGACAUCAGGGAACAGGACACGUAUUGUGCUUAAAGGGGUAGAAUGCAGAAAUGUCUCACAGCUUUGCGACUCUCUCCUAGUUAAAAGUGUGUGUGUGGGAGACUGGAUGUUCAUUUGCUUGGGGCGUGUUUCAGGCUUCUCCUAAUGCUAAAGAGGAAAACAAUAAAGAUGUGUGUGGAGCGGUGAGGAGGGAGGGAACGGUUUUGGCAGCUGUUGAGGAGGACGCAGCGCUACAAUCCUCUGAAAACUUUCCUGUGUGCCAGCCAAGACUAAUUUUUUAGAUUAAGAAUUAAGAGAUUACGAGGACUAUUACUGCAGUAAUGGUUCAGCGUUAAUACCCUAUUUCUUUGAUUUAAAGAAAAAAAGGAAAAGGAAUUUGGAGAGCUGAAGAGGGAGAGAGCGGUUUCCAAAGCCAUUUGAGAGAGGAGGACGCAGCUCUAUGAACCUUCUCUAUAAUUUCCCUGUGUACUAGCCAAGACUUAGGAGGAGUUUUUUAGAUUUAGAAUUUACAAAUUAGAAGGAAUAUAAGUGCAGUAACAUUCCAGUGUUACUGCCCCUUUGCAAAAGAAAAAAAAUGGCAGAAAAAAGUUCAUGGAACUGAGGAGGGGGCGUGUGGUUACUGGCAAAUAGACCAAUCAGCUCCUGGGGGAAAGGAAGGGGAGGACAAGAAGCCGAACGGGAGUAUGGUGCUUUUUACAGACAUAACACGCUUCAGUGUUGAGUAGGCAGUGGCUUUAAAAAUCGUGGAAUGUGCACAGGGAGAAAAAAACGGAUAAAAGAUGGACAAAUGUCAUAUCUGCAUCCCAUGACUUCCUUGCACGUGUGGAACUCUGGAGAACAUGGGAAGCAGAAUAGGAUACAAAAUGCUGUAAAAUGUCUUGUGUAGAAAGGGCCUGAGGGAGUUGGGAUCAGGAAAAAUCUCUCUCCUCCUCUCCCCAGUCUUCCAUGAGCUCAGCAAAGUUUAACUCAGUGGAGGCUGCUGUGGGGGGUGGGGAAUGCAGGGAACAUCCACAAGCAACCACCUUCCACUUACACAAGUUUUGAUCCAACACACUGUGUUUAAAAAUUAAAUCUGGAAUAUACUUUGGGGUUUUGUUUUGAAAUUGCCAGUAUAUAUAUAUAUAUUUAAUUAUGCAAGUUGUAUCUUUUGGUUACAAUACUUGUUUUUAUUUUGGAUAAUUUUAAUUUUGUAUAAAUCUGUUGUUCCAGGAUUUGAGGUGAAUGAACUAUAGUCAUAAGUAAUAAUAGAUUGCCUGUUGAUUUCCAUCACUCAUAAAUUAAAGCAAAGUUGAUUUGAAUCCAGUUUUUCUGAAGAGUAAUUUUGAAUCAUGAAACAAGUGAGCAUUUUGGUAAAAAGAAUAUACAGACUUUCUUUUCCCAGACACUUUUUCUUGCUGCAAGAUCCUUUUUUGCUAUGUGCUUAAUACAUUUUGGUGAAGAUACUAGAUUUGUAGAAAUCAUCAUUAAAAUAAGAAAUCAAGCCAG